UUAGACUAGCCAGGCAAUGGCGUACGCUAGCUAGCUGGCCCAACCAAACCAUCGGAUCCUUCUUGCCGAAUGCUGUAAUUCGAAGACCAGUCAAGGCAUCUUUUUGUUUGUCACUCAAAUUCCAUCGACCGAGCGUAACGUACCUUUAGUAAUCUCCCACAAAAGUACUAAACAAGAAAUUCCCUCCUACUCACCUUUCCUUAUAAUUAAGAAGACUACAGAUCGAACAAAUUAAAGGAGUAUUCAACCAAAACGGGAACUAGAUAAUAUAGUUAGAAGAUGAGGGCGUCGAGAGUAGUAUUAACAUGGACCACCGUUAUCUUGUUGGUCCUCUGCAGCGACAACGCAGUCCCGCCUGCAACGGGACAAGACGGCGGUGUCACGUGCAGCACCAACAAGAUAAAGAACGGGGAGCCGAUCGCCCACGCGAUCGCCUCCCUCGUGUGGAUUCUGAAGAACUCAGCUCCGUCCCUCGUGAAGAGGCCCGGGUCCAUCUUAUGUUUCGACAACGUCUACCAGGGUCCCGGUGGCGCCGCCGUUGCUUAUGGCUCGGCGGCUUGUAACUCGCAGGAUGUUGGCGGCUGCGCGGCCUGCCUGAACGAUGCACUCAACGCGUUGUCCGGUGGCUGUCCCGGCUGUAACGGCGGCCAGGUCACCCUCGACAACUUCUGUCUCAUGAGGUUCGAGGCAUAUGCAUACUGCACUUGAAAACAUAUAUAUGAAAUCCCAAUUCACAAAUCUGUACCGUUCUCCUGUUGUACACUUGUACAACGUACUUUUUUGGGUUGGGUAUAUGCAAAUAAUGUGCAUGGUCGGAUUUACAAUAAGCAAUUGGUAUGUUUGUAGUUGAUGCUAUAUGUAUAUGUAUAUGUGAUGUGAUUGAUAAUGUGUAAUAAAGAUCGUCAUCAACAUACACGCUUCACGCUUGUGUUUGAUGUUGGUCCCCUAGUUAGUUUUCUCAGCCAUGCAUGCAUCGUCGUCGUUACUGAGCUACGUUGACUAGAGAUGGCAAAAAUAUCCGUAACCGUGGAUAUCCGCUCGAAUCCGACAUUGUCACGGGUAAGGGUAAAACUCGAACCUGAAGGACUUUUUAGCGGGUACGAGUAAAAUCCGAACCCGAAUAUAGCGGCUAAUGGGUGGGCAUGGUUUUCUCACUAUCCAACCCGAACCCGCCCGAUAUACACAUGCAUAUAUAUAUUUUGUCUAGAAAUAAUCAUUAUUUUUCUUU
Molecule: messenger RNA, 1228 nt
Organism: Linum trigynum
Lineage: Eukaryota; Viridiplantae; Streptophyta; Magnoliopsida; Malpighiales; Linaceae
Source: the annotation of a GenBank genome assembly